AUGAAGUUUUCCUUGCCGCUUUUGGCCUUCAUUUCUUUGGCUGCCGUUGGACAAUGCGCCCUCCCCACACUGAAAGCAACCAGAGUGCCUGUAGCUCCCGCUGCCGCUGUUUCUAAGCCUAAGGAGAAGUCCGAAGCUUAUGCCAUUACCACUGAUAACAAGGAGAGAGAUGAGGGUGCAACCAAUGCCCACUCGUUUUACAUGGCGGUGUCCAUGAUUGUGGUUUCCGAGAUCGGUGACAAAACGUUUCUCAUUGCUGCUUUGAUGUCGAUGAGAUAUCCCAAGUUGGUGGUGUUCUCUGCUGCCUUUUCUUCGUUGGCCGUGAUGACCGUGUUGCUGGGUCUUGUGGGCCAUGCAUUGCCAGGGCUUGUUUCCGAAAGAAUUACUCACUUUUUGGCUGCUAUUCUUUUCGUUGUUUUCGGUAUCAACUUGCUCAGAGAGGGUCUUUCUAUGUCGAAGGAUGCUGGUGUGGGUGAUGAGAUGGCAGAGGUGGAGGAGGAGCUUCAGGCUAGCACUUUGAACUCGCACUUGGAUGACAUGGAGACCGGUGGUGCUAAGAGCUCGACAUUCAAUUCCUCCGUGGCUGCUUUCGGCUCGCGCGUCAAGGAAAUCGCCUUGAUUGUAUUGUCUCCCGUCUGGAUACAGGUGUUCGUCAUGACCUUCUUGGGUGAAUGGGGAGACCGUUCUCAAAUCGCCACCAUUGCAAUGGCUGCGGGCUCCGACUACUGGACUGUCAUCAUGGGAGCUGUGGUUGGCCACGCGUUGUGCACCGCCGCUGCCACCAUCGGUGGUCAGCUUCUCGCUACCAGAAUCUCCAUGAGAAACGUCACUCUCGGCGGAGCCGCUGCAUUUUUCAUUUUCUCCAUUUUGUAUUUUUACGAUUUCUACGCUUCGGAUGGCCCGGAAACUCAGAGUUAA
Molecule: messenger RNA, 918 nt
Organism: Australozyma saopauloensis
Lineage: Eukaryota; Fungi; Ascomycota; Pichiomycetes; Serinales; Metschnikowiaceae
Gene: GDT1
Product: putative ribosome biosynthesis protein
Exons: 1
Coding region: 1-918 (305 amino acids)
Biological process (GO): Golgi calcium ion transport; manganese ion transmembrane transport; calcium ion transmembrane transport
Cellular component (GO): fungal-type vacuole membrane; Golgi apparatus
Molecular function (GO): manganese ion transmembrane transporter activity; calcium ion transmembrane transporter activity
Source: RefSeq, a predicted model, not a curated record